AUUAAUUAUUAUUCUACAAAAUCUAAUUCUUUAAUUACUUUAAAUACUAAUUACGCUAAUCAGAGUGCAAAAAUAAGUGAAAUAGUGUGUUUUGUAUAUUGUAUUUGUAUUGCUAUUUUUGUUCGGUGCGUGCGUUUGCCGACGCCUUUAGGCGCCUAGUAUGGAAAGCAACGCAUUUGGUAGCAGCCAUUUGCCGUCACAAGCUUUAGUCGUACUUUCGGAGGCUGCUUCCGGUUUGCAUGAGGCUUUGAGGGGCCAACGGCCUUUCCCACCAAGAUUACCAGACGCCAAAGAUCUACACAAUAUGUCACUUGUCGGUAGUUACGGCACACACCUGCUGCACAGCUUCCAUCCACACCUGCUACAGACGCUCAACCAUGGCAUGUUGGCGGCGAAUGGGGGGCCAGCGAGCUACUUUGCCAGCGACCGCGGACUCGGAAAACCAUCGGUAUUAUCGAAUUUUCAACUGCCGUCGGCGUUUUCACCACCCAAAUAUAUAGGCAUAUCACUGGAUCAGAAUCUCUUCAAUGGCAACGAUUCAUUUCGCACAGACUCGGCGAGUCCCACAUGCACUUCCCACGAAUCGAUGGAAGGAUCAAACGAUUACGACAACGGUGAAAAGGGUGAAAGUCCGCGCAGCAACAACUCCGAUCCGAGGGAUUUAAGGCAUGUACACAACAACAAUGGCGGUGGUAGCAGCAGCAGUAGCAGUAGCGGUGGCAUGGUGGGCAUCAAAGCGUCAUCAGCAACUACAACAGCAACUUCCAUGGCGGCCGCCGCUGCUGCCGUAGCCGCCUCAGUGGCGUCAACCACAUCCUCUCCCGCGUCAGUAAGUCAUCUCGGCCAUCACCAUCAUCACACACAUCACCAUCACCAUCAUCCGAAUGGUGGUCUGUUGGCUGCGGCGAGUUUGAGCGGCAUGGGCGGUCUCGGUAUACCGGUAAGCUGUGCCGGUUUGCGUAGUGUGGCGAGUGGUCUCAGUGGCUUGACCACAGCUGGUGGAGUCGGUGUGGGCAUUGGCAGCGGUGGCAGUUCGAGUGGCAGCAAUAGUAGCGGCGGUCUGGCGAGUGCGCUCAGUCUACCGCCGGGUCAUGUGCCAGAUAUUUGCCCAAUCUGUGGUAUCAAAAUUUCGGCCGAAGAAUGGAAUUCACACUUUCUGACCGAACUAGACCGACUCUAUAAGUUGAGCUCGGGUAUGGAACGUACGAAUUUACAGGCAUCUUAUAUGUUUGCACCGCCGUGUCCGGCACAGGAGAACGCCAUACGCACCAGCCAUAAUCGGUGGGAGACUUUUCAGCGAAUACGCAAUAAUAGGCAAAAUCGUCUGAGAAUAAAGGGACGAAAACGAAAAUAUGGAAAUGAUUUAUAUUUCAUGGAAAAUCUCUUCUGCAAUUCCUGCCCAAUAUGCAAACGAAAAUAUGCGAUUGAAGCCGGAAAGAUGCCACCUGAGGAAGAUAACAAAAUGCAGGAAGAAAUCGAAACGGUGGACGUUGAGAGUUGUAAUGAUGAUGUUCCGGACUCGGGCUCCGAAUUGACGACGCACUCUCAACUGAGCGUGAAUAGCAUGAGCCACGGGCAUCACAGCAACAUUGUCAACACAACAUUGAGCAGCAAUAUGCACAGUAGCAAUAGCCAACCAGGAAAGCUGGAUGGCAUCUUAUAUAGAACGGCUUGUGUAAUGAAUAAGGACACGGCAAGUAGUGAGGAUGAUUUGAAUGCAACCAGCACCAGUGGCGGUAAUAUAACGCAAACGUGGAAUCAGGCGCAGCACCACUCAGCGCCCACCAAUACAGCGCAACAAGGACAUAUCAGUGUGAAAAAUGUCAGCGAACUGUCAUCGACAACCCAUCACUUCUACAACGCGGACUCGUGUGGCGCCGUUGAUGAGCGCUCCAGCAGUGGCGCUGCGGCCGGCGGCAAUUGUAACGGCAAGGAUGUUGCGAUGGAAACAUGCAAUGCCAACGACAGCGAUGAGGACGUCAUUGUCGAUGACGAUGAUUCUAUUAAAAUGACGAAUCUCUGCAGCGGAAAAAAACGAAAGUUCGAUGAAACGGUAGUUAGUAGCAGGACUUCGGAUAAUCACUCGCCGAUGGUCGAACAGGAGCGACCACGUUCGGAGCCGCAAGUGACCAGCACUGAGCCAAACAUUGACAUUUCUAAUAAUAAUAAUAACAACAACAACAAUUCCAAAUACAGCACCUUCGAGGAGCUGCGAGCUAAACAGCAACAGCACCAACAAGUAGAGGCAGAUAAUGCGCACAGCAUGGGCGGUAUUGGUGGAGGGGGCGGCGGUGUUAGUAACGGUGCUAGCGGUGACAAUUGUGGCGCUCAUACAAAUUUAAUGGCAACGGCACACAAGCAAAUGGACUUAAAGGUGGGAUUUAGUUCGGAUAAUAAACCGGACGAUGAAAACAAAUGUUUCAUUUGUAAGACAGGUAUAAAGGAUUUUGCCACGGAGUCCUUCUUCCGUGGACGGAAUUUAUACUUCCAUCAGAGUUGUGCCAAUGUGAUGAGCAGCUAUAGGUUGAGUAAAGACUUACAGCAGCAACAGCAGAAUCUAAUACACCAACAACAACAGCAGCAACAGCAACAACAAGAGGUACGCAAGUCGCCAUCGCCACAACAAUUGGUGAAUCUUUAAGAAUUUAUUCAACAAUCACAACACAUACAUACAUAGUAUAAUAUACUAUAUACCAUUAUACAAAACACACACGGAACUCGCUCGUAUAUUUGAAAAACUAAAUGUUAUUUUAACUGGAAAAUACCACUGGUGGGACGAAUAAUAAGACGCAAAGAUGUUCAUGCCAACAUUAGGGAUGUUCUUAUUUUAAAAUGGAUUUUUAAUUGGUAGUUGUAUUAUGGGGCUUAACUGUGGGGAGGAUGGUUUGUAAAAAAAAAUACAGAAAAUAUUCAUUUUUAACCGACUUACGAGCGUAAAUUAAAAAAAAUCAUUACUUAUAACGGAGAAUGUUAAAUUUAGACAGAGAAUGUUAUUUAUUAUUUUUAGCUAUGCUGCAACACACUGAAUAGCAAUCAAUAUGUUCUAUCCGCAAAAAUGGGCCUCUUGGUUUACGAUUGCAAGAGAAGAUGAAGAAGAUUAUGUGGAAUACAUGCACUAUGAGCCAUAAAAACCAUAUAGAGGCCGUGGACAGAACAUAAAAAGACCUUAGAAACUCCUUUGCUCUCAUGGGCGGGAUAACUUUUGUAUUUGCUGGAGAUUUCCGACAGACUCUUCCUGUGAUUAACAGAGGUAUCCGAGCGGAUAUCAUCAAAGCUGCUUAAAAUCGUCGCCCUUAUGGAUUUGGAUUGAAAAUAUAAAAUCACAGACGAAUAUGAGAGCUUAUCUUCAUGGAAUCACUGAUGGUGAUUUUUCACAGCAACCGCUUAAACUUGGGGAAGGAAUUUUUACCACUCUAAAUUUAACAGUAAUUUUAAUAUUCUUCUGGAUGAGCCUUUAAGGCACAUUGUCCAUAGUUUAGGAAUUUUAAUAGAUGCAGUAUACCCUGACAUCGAGAAUUUGCAUGAAAAGGAAUUUUAUUGGUUGUGUUCUAGGGCAAUAGUGUCACCCAGGAAUGAUAGUACGAUAAACAGUCCAUUAUCCCCGAAGACACAGUACAUUAUCCCCAGGAAUUUUUAAAUUCAUUAAACCCUUCUGGAUUGCCACCACAUAAAUUGGAAUUCCUAUUAUGAAUAAAUUAAGUCCUCCAAGCAUGUGCAACGGAACAAGGCUGCUUAUUAAGGAAUUGAAAGACAAUUUAAUUGUAGCAACCAUUAUCACCGGCCCAGCAGCUGGUCAACAAGCUCAUAUAGCGAGGAUUCCGAUGAUCCCAAGUGAUCUUCCAGCCCCAUUUAAACGGCUUCAAUUUCCGAUGAAAACAUCUUUCGCUCUAAUUAUAAACAAGUCCCAAGGCCAGACUUUCUAAUUAGUAGGGAUUAACCCCCGAAAGGAAUGUUUUACUCAUGGCCAACUGUAUGUUGGUCUAUCACAGGCCGGAGGUCCUAAAAAUCAAUUUAUAUUGUUGCCAUAAAAUAAAUUAACAUUAAAUAUCGGUCAGCGAAAUUUUAAACAGCGAAGCGAAAGCAUCUUUUAAUGAAUCAGUAGUUUUAGUAUCCAGCAGUUUUCUAAAAUUUUCGAUUAUUCUGACUUAGCGAGUCGUAGUUACAGAGGAGGUCAAUUUCAUAGAUGGAACAUUUAACUGUGGAGAAUAUUUCGCAUUUUUUGGCUAGUUAGUGACCAUUCGCAGGUUUAAAAUUUCGUCUCUUCAUUCAUCUGUCCGUAUACACGCGAAGUACUCCCUCAAUCUUUCUGAUAUCGAUUUAGAAUUGAGUAAACGCCCUUUCCUUUGCAAGAAAUUUCUAAUUUGUCCGAACCAAUGACAUCGGACUACAAUGGGAUGUAGCUCAAAAAAGAUCAAGACAUUGUAUGGAAAACUUUUGUAGUUAACAAGAUUUCUUCACGAAAUUUUGCUUAGCUCUUAUAGCAGGAACAGCCAAAAACGCUACUCCCUUCCUUCCUUUGCCUUCCUUAGCGAGCAAAAUGUGUCAAAAGUUGAGGCCGUGGUAA
Messenger RNA from Bactrocera tryoni, 4564 nucleotides. It is a transcript of the gene tey, whose product is annotated as protein Teyrha-meyrha. Gene Ontology annotation, biological process: protein ubiquitination. The transcript is spliced from 9 exons. Bases 161 to 2641 code for a protein of 826 amino acids. The record is from RefSeq and is a predicted model, not a curated record. NCBI's taxonomy places the organism in Eukaryota, Metazoa, Arthropoda, Insecta, Diptera, Tephritidae. Gene Ontology annotation, molecular function: ubiquitin protein ligase activity.